AUGGCAGUCAACUUUAAUAAUAUUAAUAAUGCUAAUUUAGUUAUCAUAAAUUGGAAUGCCAAUGGACUUAAACAAAACAGAAAUACUUUUGCUGCAUUUUUGAACUCUCACAAUGUAGAUAUAGCCUGCAUCAGCGAGACGCAUUUAAUGAACGCAGAUAAAAUAACAUUUAAUGGCUAUGUCACUUAUCGCAAAGACAGAUUAGCAGCUCGACCUUCAGGUGGCGUAGCUGUUAUAAUUAAAUCUAAAAUAAAACACCACCACACUUUUAUACCUGUUCUGCAAUCAUUGGAAGCAGUGGCAAUUACUAUAUCUAUCAACAAUGUAAUUACUACUCGAAUUAUUGCAUAUCAAUCUCCAAGUUUUAAAAUGUUCACAAGUGAUUUCGAUAAAAUUCUUUGCAGUUUUCAAAAAGUAAUGAUUAUUGGUGACCUGAACUCCAAACAUACAUAA
Messenger RNA from Macrosiphum euphorbiae (potato aphid), 453 nucleotides. The record is from the annotation of a GenBank genome assembly. Lineage: Eukaryota; Metazoa; Arthropoda; Insecta; Hemiptera; Aphididae.